GUGCACUGCGGGGUCGGGAUCGCGCGCGCACGGCCAGCUGGAGCGACGGAUAUCAGUGUGGUGUGGCUCGGUCGGUAACGACACAGCAGCUACGGAAGCCGUCGCCUUUGCGCAACAAGGCAGCCAGUGAGCUUCCUGAAAAUGGCCAGCUGGGGAAAGUUCUCCGCCGUCUUUAGGAAUGUAGUGAGGAGCUCUCGGGUUCUGAGACGUUCCACAACAUUCCGUGUAAUCGGUUCCGGUGUUUUGGGCUCUGUCGUCGGAGCCGGAGGUCUCUGCUGUUACUACUACUAUCGCCAUGCUAACAGCAGGACUCUACCUUUCGCUGUUCUUGCAGAGGAAGAAAAGGAACCUGCAGCUCCUCAGAUGUCAGCCAGGAAGAUUCGUUUCAUCGAGUUUGCCUCAGUGGUGUACGAUCUGGAGCCAUACAUGACUCCGAGGGACUUCCUGUUCUCUAUCAUGCUGGAACAAGUGGAUCGAAAGCUCCAGAUGAGAGUCCUAACAGCACAGGACGUGAACAACAUGUUGGUGGCUGCCUCUAAAGCUCGGCCCGGCAGUGACCUGUUCAGAACCUUAGGAGACAACGGUUUAAUAUCCUACACUGAGUAUCUGUUCCUGCUGACCAUCCUGACCAAGCCGCGGACCGGGUUUCAUAUAGCUUUUAAAAUGCUGGAUGUGGACGGCAACGAGCAGGUGGACAAAAAAGAAUUUCUUAAGCUCAAGAACAUAAUCGGCAAGAGCAAACUGAGACUUCCUAAGGACACUGUAGAGAAAGCGGCAGAGGAAGGGGAGGGCGUAAACACAACACUACAGGCCUACUUCUUUGGAAAGAAAGGAGACCACAAGCUGCAGUAUCAGGAGUUUCGCAGAUUCAUGGAGGACCUGCAAGCUGAGGUUCAGGAGAUGGAGUUCCUGCAGUUCUCCAAGGGCAUGGACACCAUGAGGAGGGAAGACUUCGCAGAGUGGCUACUGCACUACACCAACGAAGAAGAUAACGACAUCUACUGGGAAAACAUGAGGAAGAAGAUCCCCGCUGGCCAGAGCAUCACGUUUGAGGAGUUCAAAGCCUUCUGCCUGUUCACCAACAACCUGGAGGAUUUUGCCUUUUCCAUGAAGAUGGUGACUGAGGCCCACCGUCCUGUGGGAAUGGCCCAGUUUAAACGGGCCGUGAAGAUCGCUACAGGACAUGAGCUGUCAGAGAAUGUCCUGGACACAGUCUUCAAGCUCUUUGACAUGGACGGAGACAACUGCCUGAGCCACAAGGAAUUUAUGGGAGUAAUGACGGACAGAGUACUGAGAGGUUUAAAGGUGCAGCAUCAGAGCGGCAUCUCUGGCUACUGGAAGUGUGUGAAGAGGGAGACGCUGAAAGGUGCCAAGGAGGCCCUGGGCCACACCGGCUGCCCCAUCUGACAUGCUUACAUGUCCACCGCCGCUUCUUUUUUAUAUGAUUAAAUAAAUGUUGUGAAUGAGAUUAUAUAGGAUUAUGCCACUGUCUAAUCUGACCCAUUCACUCCAGCUGUAGCUCAGGGUUGUGUUCACAUGCGUCUCAUACAGGCAGCUGAUCAUGGUUGCAUUUGGCUUUUUGUUUUGUUUGCACUUUGGAAACAAUCUGGUUUAAAGUUUCCAGAUUUUUUAAAGUGCCACAAAAGUGAGGAACCUGAGCGUCAGUAAUCCAGGGGUGGGACAGGGAAACGGAUCAUGCGAUGUGUCGGGGCAGGUUCUGAACAGGGCGAGCUGCAGCAUGUCAUUUAUUCCAGAGAGCGGAGCGCAGACUCAGGGUUCCUCCUGUCAGGAGAGGAAUCGCUGCGUUUAAUCGGCCUUUGCAGUGAGCGUGUUAAACGCAGCAGGAUGGAGGCAGCCUGGUCCCUCUGUGGACUGAGGCCGUGUCCACGCUGCUGCUCUGAGCUUCUCAAUGUUUGGUGUGGGGAUUUUUCAUGUUCCUGUCAACGUUUAAUAAAGUUUCCUAAAAACCCA
Molecule: messenger RNA, 1971 nt
Organism: Fundulus heteroclitus (mummichog)
Lineage: Eukaryota; Metazoa; Chordata; Actinopteri; Cyprinodontiformes; Fundulidae
Gene: micu2
Product: mitochondrial calcium uptake 2
Exons: 12
Coding region: 142-1407 (421 amino acids)
Biological process (GO): mitochondrial calcium ion homeostasis; calcium import into the mitochondrion
Cellular component (GO): uniplex complex
Molecular function (GO): calcium ion binding
Source: RefSeq, a predicted model, not a curated record